Molecule: messenger RNA, 6291 nt
Organism: Lethenteron reissneri (Far Eastern brook lamprey)
Lineage: Eukaryota; Metazoa; Chordata; Hyperoartia; Petromyzontiformes; Petromyzontidae
Gene: WDR37
Product: WD repeat domain 37
Molecular function (GO): protein binding
Source: RefSeq, a predicted model, not a curated record
GCUCAUUCUACCCGACGCCCCAAGCUGACGACAACUGACUUUUGCGAGCUGUGCCGUUGCAGUUUUUUCUUUUUUUACUUCACAACUUUACCGCAGUGUCAUCCACGCGCGACCGCUUCCAUUGAUUCUCACAAACGAAUUGUUCACCUUAAUCCGAAAUUUACAGUUGGCCCUCGAGCGUUCAUCUAUCUCUUUUAUUUGUUUCUUCCUAUUGUUUUCAAUUUUUAAUUGAUACUUUUCUUUUACUUACUCGGUCCGUUGAUUUCCUUUUCGCUUCCAAGAGUUCGCCGUCAACAUCGCUGUGUUCGCCCGGCACCGCAAUGUCUUCGCACCCGACCUGACAGUGCCUCCCUAGGCGGUUCUAAAAGAGGGGCGGCAGUGGCGAUUGCCAGGCCGCUGUGUUUGCUUAGCGAGCGAGCGUGCGUGCGUGCACGCGUGCUGUGGUGUGCGUGUUGUGCAUCGCAACCUCUCGUUUUGGCCGGGUGGACGCUUGAGCAAACAACGUGGCAGCAGACUUGUUAGAUACGAGCCGGGGGCGGUCUCCCAACUUCGAAUGCGGUCGCUGCCGUCGUAAGUUCCGACAUUCAUUCGGGCCUCCUCCUGGUGUUGGGCGGCAGAAGAUGGAACUUGAUAACAACAACGCGGAGCGAGAUUGCGAGAGUGUCAAUCGCAGGCCCUCGCAGACCCAGGAUUCGCGGCUGCCACCAGCCAUAAGGCAGACAUUGCUGGAGCUGUUUGGGCAGAUUGAGAAGGAGUUUGAAGUCCUAUACGUGGAGAACGUGGAACUACGUAAGGAGAUUGAUAGCUUGAACGAGCGGCUGGCCUCUGAAGGAGCCGUCACCGAUGGCUCUGAACUCUCCAAGGGAGUCUUUAAAACCAAGACCGGGCAUUCUACGAGUCAACUUUCACAGAAGCUGAAAACGACUUACAAAGCGUCAACAAGCAAGAUCGUGUCCAGUUUCAAGGCCACGACUACACGUGCCGUCUGCCAGCUGCAGAAGGAGUACGCCGGACACCGUGACGGCCUCUGGGAUGUGGCCGCCACUCGCAUCGCCCCCGUUGUGCUCGGCACUGCGUCUGCCGAUCACACUGCCAUGCUAUGGAGCAUAGAGACUGGGAAAUGUAUCUUAAAGUAUGUUGGACAUGCAGGCUCAGUUAAUUCUAUCAAAUUCCAUCCAACGGACCAGCUUGCUCUGACAGCAUCGGGUGACCACUCGGCGCAUGUGUGGCGUUACCUGGUGCAGUUGCCGUUGACCCAGACCAGCAUCGACUCAAAUCCGUCGGGAGAGGACGAGGUUGACGCGUCGGACAAGGAUGAGGCGGAGGCGUUGGACGCGGCGGAGGCGGCGAGCGAGGCGGCGCUGACGGUGCGCGCUCCCGUCACGGCGCUCAAGGGCCACCAGGGCGUCAUCAUCGCGGCCGACUGGCUCGUCGGGGGCAAGCAGCUCAUCACUGCAUCGUGGGACCGCACAGCCAACGUGUAUGACGCAGAGACCUCUGAGCUGCUGCACUCGCUCACAGGGCACGAUCAGGAGCUGACGCACUGCAGCACCCACCCGGCCCAGCGCCUGGUGGUGACGUCCUCUCGCGACACCACCUUCCGCCUGUGGGAUUUCCGUGAUCCCUCCAUCCACUCGGUCAACGUCUUCCAGGGCCACACCGACACCGUGACGUCGGCCGUGUUUGCAUCGAGUGAGAACGUGGUGUCCGGCAGCGACGACCGCACCGUCAAGGUGUGGGACCUGAAGAACAUGCGCUCGCCCAUCGCCACCAUCCGCACCGACUCCGCCGUCAACCGGCUCAGUGUGUCACCCACGCACAAGAUCAUUGCACUGCCUCACGACAACAGGCACGUGCGUCUGUUUGACAUGUCUGGCGUUCGCCUGGCUCGUUUGCCAAGGAGCAACCGGCAGGGCCAUCGUCGAAUGGUUUGCAGCGCCGUGUGGAGUGAGGAGAACAGCACCUGCAAUCUGUUCACCUGUGGCUUUGACCGGCAAGCACUGGGCUGGAACAUCAACACCACUGCCCUGAUUCAAGAGAAAAAGGCUCCGUAGCAUCAACCGCACACCGACAGAGGCAGCCUCUUCUGUCUUAGUUUACUAACGAUUGUUGCAACGGCAUCCAGUUUAUUUGUGGAGACGAGGUUUUUUUUUUUGCGCUUGCUCCACAUUUCCAUCGUCUUUCAAUUUGGGUCCUAGUGAAUGUUGAAUCGCAUCAUAAAACGCCGUUUUGGAAAGUAUAAUUUCUGCAAAGUGGUAGGGAAAUUUGGAAGAAAAUCACGCUCGGAACCUGGGUCGCAUUAAAAUUAACAGAAGUGCACAAGUCAGGGGCCGUUAAUUUAAGCCGCAUACAAACUUAACUUUAAAGCAGUUGUAAUUAGCAUAUAGAGCAGUGUGGCUUACUCGCUGGCGUCUGCAUUACUGAUGAGGCAGUGCUCCUUGCUCGGAUAAUUUACCCACGUUCUGCGUGUCCAGACCGCCCAUGGAGUUACCAGUACAUUUCCAUAACCUCUUAUUGAUGCCGUAUAUUUAAGGCGGAACACCCACACACCACAUAUGCGCGAGUCCACAAUUCAUUUGACUAAUUCGGUACAUAUUGCAAUGUGGUGGUAUCAUUUUAACACAUUUAAGUAAAAAAACUGCUAAUUUUAAUUAACAUCUUGCAGCAAUUAAAGCAGAGAGAGCAACAACUGUUGCAUCGAAUUAAGUACAGUUCACACAAUCGUCAAAAAAAAUCUAACUUAACCGGCUUUAUUGGCCCAAAUGGCUGCAAAUCCAACCUUCGCCAAAUAAUGGAUGAGCCCAAUGGUUUCUCUUUCACUCAAAAGCAAGUUGUUGAACCCUUACCGCCAAGCUGGCAAUUCAUCUCCUCGCGAGUCCACGUGGGAUGUCUUUCACUUCACAUUUUCGUCACGGCAGCUAGGGCUCACUAAUUGUCACUCCACUGAGAUCCGUUGGGCCGCGUGUGCGCACUCGUGGGCAUCCGACCAAACAACCAAACCUCCUCUCAUCCCACCCCCACCCCAGGAAGCGCACCUACGGCACACAGGCUGAGGGAGCAUUGAUUGAACCGCAUCUAUCUCAUCCCGAUGUGGCAUCGCUACGGUGGUGGUCACGCAUGGGGCCAGAACUUAAAGCACGGUGAAGUGCGGUGCAUUUUGAAAGCUGCGGUGCGAGAGACUCGAUUGUGUGAAGUUAGGGGUGCGGCUUGGAGCAAUUCAUCAGUCAUUUUUGAACACCCGCGAUAAAAUGCAAAGAAAUGGGCGUGGAAUGCCGGUUAACGUUUCUGCUAAUAAUAUGAGAACGUUACCUUCAGGUUAUUAUCAUGCUCGUUUACCCGCAGGGGCAAAUGAGGCAUAUGAUUUUUGAAUUGUGACUUUUCAUUGAAUUGCUUCGGUAGGUGGGGGAGGGCACGGGACAGGGCAAGGUGUGGAUUUAAUUGUUGAUAGUUUGAAAAUAUGUAACAAUUAUCAUCGGCCAUCUAAUAUUUGGUGUGUGUGCAAACUCUUCACAGACACACACGGACUUAUUUCUUGGGAAGUCCGAUGAUAUCUCAUCUCAAUCCACCUUUCAUGGCAAAUCCCUCAUCGGAAGGUCUUGCAGAAGCAGAAUAUUUACUCAAUAGUGUUGAUAUAUUCAGAGAUUUCAUACGUUAUUAGGUGGGCAAGCUCCUAAGUCACUUGUUCAAUAUGGGUUGAAAACAUCAAUCACAUUUGUUAUUUUCUCCAGUCUUAAAUACUUUAUGAUGUAUUAUAAAGUAUUUAAUAAUAUAUAAUAAAGUAAUGUCAAGUGAGAUAUUACCAUCCAGAUACAAGUUGAAUUCCAAAUCUAUUCUGAAAGAAAUUGCCUUCCGUGUUACAUUUUUCAGAAUAGCAGAUGGGUCUUUAAUUUUGAGAAAUAAAUUUUUCUAAAGCACAGACACUCGCUACUAUGGUGUUGCAAUUGUGGAAACGGGAGCAUUUCCUGUCUCGGUGAGAAUAGCGUUACAUUCGAUGUGUGGUAACGCAUUGGUCAAUGUUCUGUCGUAAAAUUCACUUGCAGCUCUUCGUGGAUGUUAUUUUCAAGUGGGGUUUCUAUUUUAAGUGCAGUUAUCGGAGCACAUCACAGCCACAUAUCAGCGCAAUAUGAACAUUAUCCAUGCUCUUAAUUGAAGAGUGUCAACAAAUGAAGGUAGUAUUCGGUUAACAAACAAAAAGUUUCUUGUGUAAGAAUUCAUCAUUGCCGUUUUCGGUCGCUCAUUACAUAAAAUAAACCAGAUUAGUGCAAGUUUAGACGAUAAACUUCUUGAGUUCAUAUUCUUUGGGUCUUUCGAUAAAGCCACGUAGAAAAAAUUAUAAAAAUAUCCCGAAGUUUCUAUCUACGUGGCUUUACCGAAAGACCCAAAGAAUAUGAAUUCCUGCAGUCACGAAAGCUUUAAGUCAAGAUAUAAACUUCUUGAGGUUUGAUUAUUUUUGAGAUGUUUUUGAUAGUUUUAUUGUACAUCCCAUAUAGUGAAUGCAUUGAGCAUGGCUAUUACACCAACUUCAGGAAAACUGGGGUUGUGUGGCUGUUUAAGCUGGUGAACGAGUCGGAAUAUAUAUAAUGGCGCGUGCUAUCGCAUGCACACACCGCAACGCAAAGUUUAUGUACAAAGAAGCAUUAAUAUUUAUUCGCAAGUGUGGCGGCUUGCCAAUAGUUGAAUAAGAUAUAACUAUAUCACCAAGGUUGUCCCUGCUCGUGUUUACGCGCCCGCAUUCAAGGUGCGUGGGUUUGGGAGUAGUCUAGUUUGGAUGCAUGGGGUGGUUGUGCAUCCCGUGACCUGUUGCGUGAACAAUGUGAUGUCCCCUUUGAAUGUGCGAUUGCAUCUGUCCCUCUUAUUCAUCACUGGCCCUCUGCAUUUUCACUUGCACACCCCGACUUGAAGGAUAAAGCGCCCCUCGUUGGCAGUUCAGCACCGUUUUUACACAUGGGAAGAAAAAAACCAACCUGAUCCACAAUACGCUUUAAAAUGAGCCGAAAUGGGAAGAGGGAACGACAUUGAAAAAUCUUCCAUUUGUACUCAAUGUCUCCACAGCUGUUACAUGUACAUAGAACUUAUCUUUAAACAUUGAUCCAUGCCGACCUGACAAGCCGCACCCUUUCGAGGGUAGAUGCCGAUGAAGAUUAACUUGUGGGCAGGGCAGCCUUGGGUAAGUGUUUGGCUUAAUCCUGUAAAUAUUAAUCUGCGUUGGUGUCGAUGUUUUUGCGAUGCUAAUUUCCUCGGGACUGAACCGAAUGAGGUUGGUGGCAAGACUACCCGGCUUGGUUGCGUUUCAACUCCCGAAAGAAAAAGGUGCUGCAUCACGUGUCCAAAAACCAAUGCUGCUCAUUCGCUACUACCAUGCUUCAGUGUGUCAAAUUAUUACGAGUAAAGGUCCUUUGUCACUAUAGUGUUUUGCCUUGCAAGUGCGUAUUGCGUAGAAGUUGUCGUGUGUGCAGCUUAACUAUACACGUUUAUUUUUACGGCGAUGUAAAUUAAGAUUAAUGGAGCCACCCAUUUCUCCAGCACGGAAUGCACAUCCGCCCAGAAAGCACCACCACCACCACUUAGUGUCUUCAGCGGAUCCUGUUUGCCGUUCAUUAAUGGGCAAAGCGAGCAAGCGCUGUGUGCCUAUCCUGAUUAAGGGCACUCCGCGUCCCCCCACUACAUGGCCAAUUAAAGGGUAAUCUAAUUGCCUUUGUGCGCGCGCCCCCCACGGAAAGUGACGACGCGUUUUGUGUGAACGCGUUGGGCGCCAGCAUUGAUCGCGUAAUAUACGGUAUACCUAUCCCGCGUGCCGUUCGCUGUGAAGCUACAAGUGAUUGUACAAUGCAUGCUUAUUGUGGAGCACUUUAUGCGUGCGAGAGAGCCUAGUGGUGUUGAUGUGACUGCUUUGGUUGGACUGAAGAAAAGACGGAACGAAAAUGCACGGACGCUGCAUUUGGUUGUAAAGGACUUGUAUUUCUACCAAACCAAUAAAACAUUGAAUGAGUUGCCCAUGGUUCAGAUCUGCAAGCCCUAACGGUCGCCUGUACAUUGAGGACUUAAAUUGGUUUUGAAUUACCAAAGCAUGCCUACUGUGGGAGGAUUCCAAUACAACAUGUUUCACGUCUUCAAACAUACUGGCUAUUAUCAAUUUAAUUAAACAGCAGCACCAAAAGGUACUGUAAUAUAGGAAAUUAGCUCAGGGGUAUUUUCUUAAAUUUCCUCUUUAAAUAUAAUGCAGUAACUUAAACCAAAUAACGCAUUUAAUGGAUUACAGUUAAAGUAAACACAAGGAAAAAGUUUGACCCA